Molecule: messenger RNA, 755 nt
Organism: Paramecium pentaurelia
Lineage: Eukaryota; Ciliophora; Oligohymenophorea; Peniculida; Parameciidae
Source: the annotation of a GenBank genome assembly
AUGGGAAAUAAUUUUUGUUAUUCCAAGAGUGGUAUGCAGUCAACAAUGUCUUAAUUAUUAUGCGAAUAGAAAUUUAAUGGAUGUGAUGUCAUUUUAACAGCAGGAAAUAUAGAGAAUGAGUUAGUAGAUUGUAUAGUUUAACCGACUGAUUAGCAAUUUUCAAAUGUUCCCUAAAAUGAUAAACCAUCAUUUAUACCAACAAAUGGGAAUUGUAUUUUUGUAGGAUCUACAAAAAGUAAAUGCAAAAAUUAAAAAAUUAGAGAACAAAAAGAAUUAUAUUUUAGCUGUUGUUUAAGAAAAUAAUGAAUUGUGUAUCUAAGAUUAGUAUGAUGAAGAAAGAUAAUUAAUUUAUGAAAGCAUUCAAAAUUGUUUGAAAAUGGUAUUUAUUAAUAAUAAUAAGGCUAAUGCCAGAUAAAUAAGAUCUAUAGCAUUUCCAGUAUUCUAAUCAAAAGAUCACACAACAUCUGCAACUAUAAUGAUUAUGGCUAUAAAAUUAUAUAUCAUUGAACAAAAGUUAAAUUCAGUGACUAAAAUAUUUAUUUCAUUAAAUGUAUGAAUUUAAUACUUAUAAAUUUAUUUAAUUUUAGCAAAUAGAAUAGGUAGCUAGUUUUAAAUGGGUAUUUUAGUAAAUAUUCGAAUAAUAUAAUUCAACAAAAUCAAAAUCAUAUUCGAGUACAAUAAAUCCUACAUUUAUGGAUGAAUAUAAAUCAAUAAGAUUAAUCUAAUAAGUAGCUGUCAAAGAAAGUACUCCUUGA